UUGCGGCCACCUGAGUUGUGCCCAGAGAUAGUAAAUGGAUAAUCUAGCAAUCAUUAUUGAUAGGAUUAGAUAUUGAAUCACUUACAAAUAUCUCUAAGCAUAUUUAUCCAAAAUCAGUAGGUCAUAGAUGAAAAUUCAUUGCAAUUACUCACUAGAUACACAUUGGCAAAACUUACCUCCAAAGUCCAAACCAACAAUUAUCCACUCUAUUAGCAACGUGUUUUAUGUCAGUUCGCCCACAUAUUUUGAGAUCCUUUCGUCUUAUGUAGGGAAAUGGAAUAUGAUGGUAUUGUACUUGAGUCCUGGUCAAGAUGGGUAGCUUAUGGCAUCUUACAUAAUUCAGAAAUGAGAAAUCUGGCAUUGCAAUUUGUAAAGCAACUUGGAGAAGCUAUGCAUGCUGUGCGCUUAGAAACGAAUGGCAAGACAAAUCUGCAGUUAGUUUAUGUGAUAGGCCCACCACGUACAGAUAAGCUGCAGGAGCAUGACUUUGGACCAGAAGAUUUACAAGCCCUUUAUGAUGCUGUAGAUAGUUUCUCUCUCAUGACUUAUGACCAUUCAAGUCCUUACAAUCCAGGUCCCAAUGCACCUCUGAAGUGGAUACGCUCUACGUUGCAUCUUCUUGUGGGUGCUGGCAGCAGAGGUAGGAGAUUGGCUGAAAAAAUCUUUGUGGGCAUCAACUUCUAUGGCAACGAUUUUGUCCUGUCAGGAGGUUUAGGUGGGGGGCCUAUCAUAGCACAUGAGUAUCUCUCUUUGCUGGAGCAGCACAAGCCGGUAAUUCAAUGGGAGGAGAACAGCGCUGAACAUUUCUUCUUGUACUCUGACAAUCAGAAUGUCCAGCAUGCUGUAUUCUACCCUUCACUCAUGUCACUUGCAAUGCGGCUUGAGGAAGCUCUUUCAUGGGGGGCAGGCAUUUCAAUUUGGGAAAUUGGUCAAGGUCUGGAAUACUUUUUUGAUAUUUUGUAGUGUUUUUCUUCUUCUUCUUCAUUUGGUGUUAGUGCUUAGUCUUACAUUUCCAUUUGUUUGAUUAAAUCGUAGAAAGAGACUGUUGGCACAUUUGGCGUAGAUUAGUUUCUGAAUCUAGAAAAGUAACAGCAAUAGCUGCUCUAUGUUUACAUUUUCA
This is a messenger RNA of Lycium ferocissimum, 1120 nucleotides long. RefSeq lists its product as uncharacterized. NCBI's taxonomy places the organism in Eukaryota, Viridiplantae, Streptophyta, Magnoliopsida, Solanales, Solanaceae. The transcript has 3 exons. The record is from RefSeq and is a predicted model, not a curated record. Bases 274 to 963 code for a protein of 229 amino acids. Gene Ontology annotation, cellular component: extracellular region. Gene Ontology annotation, molecular function: oligosaccharide binding. Gene Ontology annotation, biological process: carbohydrate metabolic process.